Lotus japonicus is the source of this 1842-nucleotide messenger RNA. RefSeq names its product glucan endo-1,3-beta-glucosidase 2-like. The transcript has 4 exons. Gene Ontology annotation, molecular function: hydrolase activity, hydrolyzing O-glycosyl compounds. Gene Ontology annotation, cellular component: plasma membrane. NCBI's taxonomy places the organism in Eukaryota, Viridiplantae, Streptophyta, Magnoliopsida, Fabales, Fabaceae. The coding region runs from base 140 to 1636 and encodes 498 amino acids. Gene Ontology annotation, biological process: carbohydrate metabolic process. The record is from RefSeq and is a predicted model, not a curated record.
UACCCCACUUUCCCCCUUUCCAUUAUUCUUUCACUUGUGUUUCAUUUUCCACACACUCCUUGUCUCUCACCCUUUCUCUCUCUCAUUCAUUGAUUCAUUAUUUGAGUUUCUCUAGAUUUCUCAGAUAGAUUUUGAAUCUAUGGCUUUGCAUUUUCUUCUUCUGCUGCUUUUUGCAGUUUCUGUUGUUGCAGCUGAUGAGGAACCAUUUAUUGGAGUGAACAUUGGAACAGAUCUCUCAGAUAUGCCACACCCUACCCAAGUAGUGGCUCUACUUAAAGCUCAGAAGAUUCGAAAUGUUCGGUUGUAUGAUGCUGACCAAGCUAUGCUCAUUGCACUGGCAAAGACAGGCAUUCAAGUUGUUGUAACUGUUCCUAAUGAAGAGCUCUUAGGAAUUGGUCAAUCGAAUUCCACAGCUGCCAACUGGGUUUUCCGCAAUGUGGUAGCACAUUACCCUGCCACCAAUAUCACCGCCAUUUGUGUCGGUUCUGAGGUUCUAACCACCCUGCCUAAUGCAGCAAAAGUGCUUGUCAAUGCGAUCAAGUACAUUCAUUCAGCCCUUGUCGCGUCGAAUCUCGAUCGCCAAGUUAAAGUCUCAACGCCUCUUUCCUCUUCAAUCAUCCUUGAUUCAUUUCCACCUUCACAGGCUUUUUUUAACCGCUCAAUGAAUUCAGUUUUGGUCCCGAUUCUCGAUUUCCUCCAAUCCUCUGGCUCUUAUCUCAUGCUCAACAUUUACCCUUACUAUGAUUACAUGCAAUCAAAUGGUGUGAUUCCAUUAGAUUAUGCACUCUUCAAGCCUCUCCCUCCGAACAAAGAAGCCGUUGAUUCUAACACCCUUCUCCAUUACUCAAAUGUCUUUGAUGCCAUGGUUGAUGCAGCAUACUUUGCCAUGGCUUUUCUAAAUUACACUAACAUCCCUGUGGUGGUGACGGAGUCCGGCUGGCCCUCAAAAGGCGACUCCGACGAGCCUGAUGCAACUGUGGACAAUGCUAAUACUUACAACAGCAAUUUGAUCCAGCAUGUGAUUAACAAAACUGGAACCCCCAAACACCCUGGAAUUGCUGUUAGUACUUACAUCUAUGAGCUCUACAAUGAGGACAUGAAAACCGGGCCGCUGUCGGAGAAGAAUUGGGGGCUGUUUGAUGCUAAUGGGGUACCUAUUUACAUUCUACACUUGACAGGUUCAGGAGCUGUCCUAGCUAAUGAUACCAGCAAUCAAACUUUCUGCAUUGUGAAGGAUGGUGCCGACCCGAAGAUGGUGCAGGCUGCACUGGAUUGGGCAUGUGGCCCUGGCAAGGUGGAAUGUUCUUCAUUGCUGCAGGGUCAACCAUGCUAUGAACCAGACAAUGUGAUUUCACAUGCAAGUUAUGCUUUUGACAGUUACUAUCAUAAGAUGGGAAACACUCCUGAUUCAUGUGACUUCAAGGGAGUGGCAACAAUCACCACCUCUGAUCCAAGUCAUGGUUCUUGUAAAUUUCCAGGAAGUCUUGGCAAAAAUGGCACCUUUGGUAACUUCACUGCUCCAUCAAUGAACUCAAGUUCAGAUUCUUCAGCCUACAACCUCCAGAGCUGUGAAAUGAGAGCUAGAAACCUUCUAAUGGUGACAGGAUUUCUUCUGAUGGGACUAGUUUUGAUGUAAAGGGGUACAUGUCAGAAUAUUUGAUCAUUCAAAUUUUUUGUGGUGGAUGAUAAUGCCUUCUCGGGUGGCAUUGUGUUGUACGUCCAUUCAAUUUUGUACAAAAUCCAGUUAAGGAUUUGGACUGAAUGAGGCUGUAACAGAAUCAUCAUUAUUAUUCUUUUCAAGUGGAAUUGAUUCAAUCUUUUAUCAACCAUUGAUAUUUCGUA